UCCCCAAUUGACCAGGCGCCUCCGCAGCAGUCUCUUCUCGAAGGUUCGCAGCCAUGGCCGGCGGCAACCUCUUCGGCAGGGCGCUCAGCUACGUCGUCAACCAGUUCCUCGUCGAGGGCCUCGCCAACAACCGUGCCUUCCAGAGGUUUGCUGUGAGGACAAACAGGACUUUUGAGAAUCUUUCGUCUAAAGCUAAAGAAGUGAAGCAGGAUGUAUCAGAGAAAUGGAGGGAUGUCCGUGGACAGGAUGAUCAUUUCAGGCAGUGACGCUUGGCACAUUUCUUGGCAUCCAUCAAGUUGCUUGCAGUACAAUCCCGCUGUCUGUUUUCCGUGUGCUUGUGCUACUUUUGGAAGUCCUCAACCUGCCGAAGAGUCCAUUGUAUAGAAUUGAUAUGAUCUCAGUUUGUUAGCUUGAAUUUGAGGAGUAGAUGACAAGUCAGUAUUGCAUUUUCCUAUUAUAUCUGUCAGUUGGCAUUGACUGAUCUUCAUGGGGUCAUCCAGUUCUGUGAUGUGAUCAAUAAGGAAUCUCUGAAUUUGGUGCCCUUUUUCUUUGCUAA
Messenger RNA from Lolium rigidum, 556 nucleotides. RefSeq lists its product as uncharacterized. NCBI's taxonomy places the organism in Eukaryota, Viridiplantae, Streptophyta, Magnoliopsida, Poales, Poaceae. The record is from RefSeq and is a predicted model, not a curated record. The transcript is spliced from 4 exons. The coding region runs from base 54 to 266 and encodes 70 amino acids.